AUGACGUCUACAUCUCGCGCCGCGCAAGAGCAGCUCGCUCUGCUGGAAAAGCAAGCAGCCCCAUUCGGGGACCAACUUGUCGAAGCAGCGAAAUUUAUUGGAGUCGGUUUGGAUACUAUUCAGAAAUGUAGGAAUGGUGGAGAAGAAGGAGCGGAGGACCGGAAAUCCGUCGCAUACCACGGGAGAGAGGAAUGGCUGCUCAGAUGGUUACUGAAGAGACUACAAGCCCCCAAGGACGAUGUCCCAAGGACAACUCCUUCAUCGUGGAGAUUGCUCCAGUAUCUAGUACGGAGCGUUCCUCUGCCGACUGCAGCUGGGAUUCUUGUUGAGCGACAACUCAUAGCAAUCAUCCGACGGACGUUGGAGGAUGCAAAAAAGGCUGGAGGCAGUGUUAUGAUGUCGCAUUCGGCAUCGGAUUCGAGUGCAACGGAGCAGGGGACUGUGAAGGUGUCCAAGAAACGGAGAAGGAAUGGGGACUUGGUCACCAAGCCCGGCAACCAAGAGAGCAACGGGCUCCCGGCCUUACUGGAUGCCAUAUUCUCAGCAUUGAAUAUCGUGGUGCAGUACACGAAGCCGAUUGGAGAGGAAAGAAGCACCGAGUUCUCGGCAGAGUAUAUGAAGACGGUGCUCAGAACUUCGGCUGAGGAAGCAGCUACGGUACUGGGCUUGUGGCUAUCCCUCUGCAGCAGAGCUCUACCACUUCCGAAAGACCUUGUUUCUUCGGGAUCCUGGCUCACGCCGUUCAUUGAGGUCUGGAACUUGCAUACUUUAGACGAGAGUCCUCAUCUACAGUUUUCUCUCUAUGCCACCCAGCCGCUGUUACUCCUACUUGGAGCGUUGAAGAGUGGAUCACCCGACACCGAUUUACCCUCCUGGAUCGGACAAUUGGAAAAGCUCAUAGCACAGAAUAUUGUGGUGCCAGCGAAAGGGAAUCCAGAGCUGCUGGAAAUGUUGACAAAAGCUCCUGUGCUCCAGAACUUCGAUAAUGCACCGUUACUACUCGAGGUGGCUACUCGGUCUAUACGGCCAACUGGAUCUGCAAGAAGACGAAAAGCCCAAGAUCAAGUGUUUCUACAGUCUUUCUUCGCCUCGCUAAAAGAGACGAUGUCUCAGGCCGCUGGGGACAAUGGGAAACAGAUUCGUGCGAUGCUGAGGCUGGCAAUCGAUCACAAGCUAGGCUUGGACGUUGCAGUUUUGAGGUCUAUCGCAGAAGUCACCAAAACCGAUUGGGACAUCUUGGCUACGCUGAUUGAGCUAGAUGCAAAUGUGUUCCUGGUACCAACAGACGGCAAGGAUACGCCAUUGCUGGAUAACCUGCUCGAGGGAAUCACAGAGAUCUCAAAUUCCCAGGUCUGGCCGGAUAAUCGGGAGAAGAUCGUUUCGACGAUUUUGAUACCGGUGAUUCGAUCUUUCGCCAAGGCCAGAGAUCUCUCGGGCUUCAUCCGACAUUGGUUCUCGCAACUUGUUCAAAGCCACCAACUUCAUGGAGACAUUGGGGUUGGUUUUGGAGCUUGGGAGGACGAGAACCUCCUCGCUGAAUUUGGGACUCUUCUACAGGUCCAUAUGGAGCCCAAGCAGUUGUUGACUGUUCUUGAGGGGCUGGAAAUGAAAGCCCACCCAAAUGCGGCGGUUGUUAUAUUGGAGGCCAUCGCUGGAGCAAUUGACGGAGAGGAGCGAUGGGUGGAUCAAGUCCUAUCUCAAUUGCAUCACAUCAUAUGGAACAGUGGCGUGGAAUCUGGACUCGUACAUCGAUACGGUUUCCGGUCCUGGAGGAUCUUGUCACAUGCUAUGUGCUGGAUUGAAGAUAGGCAUAUUGUAGAACUCUCAGAGCUCUGGGAAAAGAACGUAGCACCCUUCGACUCCGUUUCCAGGAUCUCGACAGCCAAGAGCCUCAUUGAUGAAUCCGGAAAAGGCCAGCUUGAAGCUCUCGAAGUCUUUAGGUUUACUUGCUCUGCAUGGACUGCAAGGAUUAGAGAGGACGGAAAUCGGAUAGAAGAAUUGGACAAGCCAGUCCUGCUUGGCCUCUUCCGUGCUCUGGCUCGAGACAUCAAGCGGUUCACUGAUGAUCUGCGGAAAAAUAAGGAUUUGGGAGAUGAGAUAUGUGGCUCGAAGCAGAAUACUUUGAGCAGAGGUAAAGGCUGGCUAAUCUGGUCAUUCGUCCGAUGUUUGUUUGUCGACCACCCAGACGUACUGGUUUUGUUCUUCGAAUCGGAAGAAACUCUGUUUGUAGAGAUGUUGGAGCAAAUCUUCUGCAUAGCUUCUGCUAGCGACUCCGGCAACAACCCCAAACCUUCUAGCAAGUGGCUUCAGCGAAACCCAACAGCAUUCCCUGAUCUUUGGAGACAUUCAUUACGCGGUGGAGCAUCUGUCUUGAGAACCAGUAUUCCACAGAAUCCCGAAAAUCCGGUCUUCAGUCAUAGAGGGCUUCUCAAAACUUUCGUCAAUACUUUAUUGAAUCACGAGACAAAUCUGAGAAACCCUCUCAUCAACAGUCCCGGUAAUGAUGUAUUCGCCGUGCGUAGUCUGUUGGAGUUGACAAUUGAUGAGAUUCCGAAGGAAUGCAGAGGGCGAAUCAUGUCAGGUUGGCUACCGCGGGAUGAGGAAUCGGAAGCCAGUGAACCCCAACAGAUUUCUUAUGGCUCUACCGUUCUUCACCAAGAUGUUCUUGCAUUGAAGAGAAAGGUUAUGCGUAUACCCAAGCUCUAUGAGGGCAUGAGAUUCCAAGAAUUCAUUGAAUUUGCUGAGACUCUAGCCAAGUCUGGUAUCCCAGGAAGGCUUCAUAACUUGGCGUCUCUGAAAGAGCUGGCCAGGUUGACAUUUGUAUCUGCUCUCCAAAAUCCUGACCAGCCUCGAAGCAAGACCUUUCUCUCUGACACUUUCAAGAGCAUACGAAAGAGGCUUGCCAAAGCCAGUGAGAAGAAGAAACAUCGACUCCAUUUCGCCCUCAUCGCAAUUUUCGAAGUAGCUCUCAGCGCUUUCCGCGAAAAGGCGACUGUUUUACAAGGCGUCGAUACCAUCUCCCAGGAAGACCUUCACAGCGUCACUACUUCGUUCAACAACGGUAUCUUCGUACGAUUGGAGGACGUGCUCCAGAAGUCCGAAGGGUGGCCUGAGGAUGACUGCCUCCUAGUCCUCAGCAUCAUCGAUGCCCUGUCCACACUCGGAGUGGAGAAGCCGCGAUUGGCAGGAUUGGAAGUAUCGAAUUUUGUUAGCAAUGCGGAUCCCCACUAUGGGGAGCGACUUGCUACUUUCAUUUUCGCUCACGGUUCUGAAGAAAUUGGGCCAGAGCAGCUGGAAGGCGAUGUGGCCAGACCCUUUCCGAUUCGGGAAAGAACGAGGUCGGCCGUUUCGGGAAAAAGCGAACAAGAAAAGCUCGAUAUACUGCGGGAUAUCCUUGACGCGGGCUUAGAGCGAUUGGAUAAGCUCUUGGUGGCGAGGGAGUUGAUCAAGUCGGUUGAAGAUACCCAGAAGCCUAAGGACGAUAAGGCCACUGAGGCAUUUGACCUCACUGAAGGGUACAAUAUUCUAGCCACCUUUCUACCUCAGUGCACAAACAUUCGGCAAUUCUAUAUGAUCAGCGAAACCCUCGAGCUGAUACUCAAGACUAAACCGAAGAGUAUUUCCCAAUUCAGCAUCGACGCGACCCUGGGCAGCAUCAGCAUCUUCUGCUCACCGGAGAGCCCCGAUCUCUAUCCCAUCUACCUACACCUCUGCACCCUCGUGCGCACGAUCCUCACCCACCACCGUAUCAAGCUGAAGGGCCACUCUCAUCUCCUCCAGCAAACACUACAAGCCCUCCUCCGCUGCCUGUUCAACCCCCUACCGCACAGCACAGCGAAAACAGCACGUUUUAACCCCCGUCCAACAUGGCUUCUUCCCAAAACUCGUCAGCUCGGCGCCAGAGAGGCCGAAGCCUUCAACAGACUCCUCCUCUCCAUCAGUGAUCCCACCGUCUCGGCGGUCCAAGGCCAUUCCAGCACUCUGACAUCUGAGAAAGACAAGGCGAAGCGGAUCUCGGCGCAGUAUAUGAAAUUCGUGUUGGAAGAUUACAUACGCGGACAGUUGGAAAUGCGAAUGACACCAGAUGUCCGGGAGGCUUUGAUGCCUGGUCUGUACGCCAUCCUGAACACGUUCUCAGAGGAAACUCGGAACGCUGUUAGUGCCGAGAUGGAUGGUAGUGGGAGAGCCGUCUUCUUCCGCCUGUGUCACGACUGGAGGAAGUUUGAGAAGCCUAGACGAUGA
Messenger RNA from Drepanopeziza brunnea f. sp. 'multigermtubi' MB_m1, 4242 nucleotides. RefSeq lists its product as uncharacterized. Gene Ontology annotation, cellular component: nucleolus. The record is from RefSeq and is a predicted model, not a curated record. NCBI's taxonomy places the organism in Eukaryota, Fungi, Ascomycota, Leotiomycetes, Helotiales, Drepanopezizaceae. Gene Ontology annotation, biological process: ribosome biogenesis.